AUGAAGAACAACGAAAAAGAGCAGUCUUUUGUUUGCCGAAAUUGGCAUACGUUGGUUCGCUCUAGGCAUAAGAGUUUGACAAUCCGUGAGACACCGCAACCGUUCUUCCCUCUUGCGGCAUGGGGUUACCACUUGGAGCUUUUGGGGUGUGACUUAGUCACACUUGCUGGUCUUACCUACCUUGUCGAGCAUUGUCAAAGUCUAGCGUAUCUUCACUUACAAUGUUGCCCUCAUUUCAACGAUGCUGCCGUAUUAGUCGUCAUCAGAAGAGCCCACGCUAGCCUCCAGCAUCUUAGGGUUACGUUUUGUGAGGUGACGUCCGCGGCCAUCCAGAUUUUAGGCACGCUUUUGACGGUGUUUGUCUGCUGA
Molecule: messenger RNA, 369 nt
Organism: Arabis nemorensis
Lineage: Eukaryota; Viridiplantae; Streptophyta; Magnoliopsida; Brassicales; Brassicaceae
Source: the annotation of a GenBank genome assembly